AUGUCCAAUCAACGACGCAUGAUCGUGAGGCCUCCCGCUCCUCCUCCAUCGUGCGAGGAAAGCGUCCAUUACCCGGUCUUCAAUCCUCGAGAUCCUCGGCAUAAUCCUGCCGUGGCUACAUCCUCGUGGGAUAGGGAUAGUUAUUAUAUCUCUCCGAGCACUAGUCUUGAAAGCCCAGUAAGUUGGGUACAGAGUUUGCCCAAACGAUCUCUUCGGAAAGCACGUUCAGGACUUGUAGCUCUGAGGGCUGGAAUGCAGAGGCGCGCUGCUAUCUUCGCUUCAAGCCGCACUGCCAAUGUACUGCAACCUUGGCCUUUGUCUGAUACCCUGGAGGGAGAUCAACAGGAUGACUCCUCCUUUCCAUCGACAAUCUCCGAAGCCAGCACAGAGGAGGACUCCGAGUUUGGAACUCAUCUGCACAGAACGGAAUGCAACGAUUCUUCAUCGUUGAGCUGUGAUGUGGAUAAAUGCCUCGACAAUUGGCCGUUCUCUGUCACCAUAAAUGAUCUCAAUCCUUUCCAAGAAUUGAGCGGGGGGUACUGGCCACCCGGUCUCUUUCUAACAGAGGCAGCACAUUGCAUCUUCCCGGGAGACUCGACUGACGUGAAUAAUGGGCUAGGGCCACAUAUGCCCAGAGAAUUAACUACUGGAGAUUAUAUUCAGCUGGAUGACUAUUUCAUGAAUGAGUCUGAUUCCCAAUCCGAAGAUUCCCGCCCAGAAUUGAGUCGUUUAUCUAAAAGCCUUCCCGGGCCCGGAUGCUCUCAGAUACGAGAUGCUAACACCCAGCCCACCCUUGCAACCAUUCCAACGCCAUUUUCCAACAGCCCACUUGCACCAACCUCGCCUGGAGCCACAAGUAUGAACGGGAAUACUCACCGGACCAUGUCCCCAUUGCCUCUCAUCAGUUCACCCGAGACACCUAAGCUCCCAACGUCGGACGGUGAAACUAAAAGUCCGAAGGUAGUCUCAGCGGUACAGUCACCAGGCCGGUUUUACGCGUCCAGGACUCCUCAGGUGUCUAGUGCUGCACUAGUAGCAGAGUCACGCGGGCUCAUUGAUCGAGUUAGUGGCUAUAGCGAUAAUAGUAUCACUAGGACGGAAGACGGAACUGAAGGAGACGCUUCAGAAUCAGCGCCCUGUCAAGAGCCAUCUUCAAACCUACAAGCAGAGCCUGUCGAGUCAAAUCGCCCGUCGAUCACUAACAGCACCCAGACACAGGACAACUCGGAAGCUCGGACAAAUGCCAGCACAUCAAACAACCCUGUGCAAACGAUGUUAGCAUUCAGCUUGGGUCCUGAAACCGUGGCAUCUGAAGUGCAAGAUGAUAACGGCCAUGAUACUCCGUCGCGUCCAUCUGGCGACACCAACGGAUUGGCCUGUAGCGACUUCUCCAGGGGGCAAGCGCCAUGGUCAACCCGCCCGAGCGAAGACGCUACGGCAACGGACCUCACUUCGGUAUCAAACAAUGUAUGGACACCUAUCGAGAAUGGUGACCUCACUUCACUAUUAUCCCUCACAGACGAAUACUUUCUCGUUGAUGGCAAAACCAGUGGCCACCCGGAUAGAGGUGAUAAUCCUACAAAAGCAGAACGGAGCAUCGUCAGCGAUGGGAGCUUGUACAGUGGACCCGGUUUUGAUUGCGGCUCCAUUGGAACGAUAGACGUCCCCGAAAUCAUUGGCCCUGGAAGGCCGGUUCAAGUACCGUCUCCCCGGGCAUAUCGAGCAGAACGUGAUCCCAGCGACGACUCUAUCGAUGAAUAUCUUCUUACGUAUCCCAUGUAUCAAAGACGCUAUUUCUCCUGA
Aspergillus alliaceus is the source of this 1803-nucleotide messenger RNA. RefSeq lists its product as uncharacterized. NCBI's taxonomy places the organism in Eukaryota, Fungi, Ascomycota, Eurotiomycetes, Eurotiales, Aspergillaceae. The coding region runs from base 1 to 1803 and encodes 600 amino acids. The transcript is spliced from 2 exons. The record is from RefSeq and is a predicted model, not a curated record.